Molecule: messenger RNA, 7609 nt
Organism: Equus caballus (horse)
Lineage: Eukaryota; Metazoa; Chordata; Mammalia; Perissodactyla; Equidae
Gene: LRRC4C
Product: leucine rich repeat containing 4C
Biological process (GO): synaptic membrane adhesion; modulation of chemical synaptic transmission; regulation of axonogenesis
Cellular component (GO): postsynaptic density membrane; plasma membrane; glutamatergic synapse
Molecular function (GO): cell-cell adhesion mediator activity
Source: RefSeq, a predicted model, not a curated record
AAAAUAAAAUCUUUAAAAAAAAAAAGACUCCAGUCUUAAGUAUGUAUUGUGCUUGAAUAGAGUAUCUGACAGUCUGUUAAAUCAAACUAAUAAGCACAAUAGACACACCCAUAUCUCCUCUAUUUUUAAGCAAAGUGACUGAAUUCAUUCUAUUUGCUAUUUUGUAUUUUUGAUAACAAGAUGCUGUCCUCUGCUGUUUGCUAAAGAUUACACCAGGUAGCGUCACCAGCACACAGUGAAAUAGUAUGACAGUUUUGUUUCAUCACCCAAAUGUCUACAAAUCAGGAAAGGAAAACACACAGCAUCCUGUGUGUCCAGACAGACCUGCCAUGUCAGCACUGUGCCCCUCUGGUCCCAAGUCAUCUCAUUUUAAUAGCAUUUGUCCUGUCCAUCCUUUUGGUAACCAGAUGGGCUACCUGGAAGUGUGACAAUGUGACCAAUCCGUUACUCACCGGACAAUUAUUUCCUCUAAAAGAGUUUUCAUAAAGAACUUUACUUGAACACAUGUCCUGCCAUUGUUGACAGUACCUGGCAACUUCUACAGAAUGAAUAUCUAUAUUUAUGUCUUUAUUUAACAAUUUAGUUUGCAUGUUUAUUUGUAUGAGAGUUAGCUUGUUUACUUAUUACAAUUCUCUUUGAGUAAGGUCAUUCAGUGACAAAUGCAACAAUGCCAUUCCUCCGUUGGGUUAGGAAUUCACCUCUGGGAUUCAGGGCUGAUAAUGACAGCCUGCAUGCUCAUAACUGUCUUAAAUGGGUUUUCCACGUUCUCCAAACUGAGACCUGUAGCAAACCUGGAAGAAUUGGAAUUGAGUAGAUCUGGAUUCAAAACUUGUCUGUGUCAUUUACCAAAUAUGUGAUGUUAGCUUCACUCUCCCCAUCUUUAAAAUCUCUGAGGGGGGUUUUUUAGGUUUUAAAUAAGGUGGUGUAUAUGAGAAGUCAGCAAAAGACCACGCCGUAUGGAUGCCCAAUAAUCACUGAGUCUGAAUCAGGAAAGAAAGCCAAAUGACUAAUUCAAGGUUGUACAGUGUGAAAGGGUAGCUGAUGUGGGAAAAGAAAUUGUGGCUGCUGAAUGGGAAUGUAAGCAAGAAUGGAAGCCUUUCCUUUUUUCUUUUGGCUAAAUAGCACUGAUCCUCCCCUGCUGCUUUGUUUGAUAGAUUAAUUCAUUCUGAAAGGCUUUAAAGAUGUCUGGUAGGUAGCUAAUAAUCAGCUUUGAAAAACAAAUCAUUGGCCUUUCCCUGGCUGUCAAAGUUCCUAAAAAGAAAAUUUUCAUUUCAAAUGGCUUCUAGCUUGCUUCCGAACCAGAGGGUGGACUCCUUUGAAGCUAUCUAGAGCAGCUAGUGAGUGCACUUUUUAAUGGUUUAUUAGUUGAUAAACUGUAAUUGGCAUAUAAGGCUAAGAGCUUCAAAAGACCAAUUAAAGUUAUAGUCAACUGCCUACCAGUGUUCUGAAGCAAUCAGUACAGCAUUUAUUUAUAAAUAGCAGCAAUAGCAUUACCCCUCAACAAGUUCACAUUUUGAUGCAAUUCAUAACUACAUCAAAGCUCUCCCCCAAAUGGAGAAAUUAUAAUAAAUCACAAUCCAUGUGUAAGGAAGGACCUUUCCUCUUGCAGGUGCUGACAUCUGAAAUACAUAUUAAAGGAUGUGCUUAGUACCCAAAGAAAUGUAAAGAUGUAAUUUUUUAAAAAAAUUUUAACUCUAGAUUAGGAAAUGUCCAUGUACUAUAAAAAGAACAGGAAGGAAAAGAAGUGAACGUUUGGCGUGAACUUGAAUAUGCCUCUAUGUUCCCUUAGUCAAAACUUUCUCCUUUUUUGUCAAAUACUGCUUUUUAUUAUGAUUUGUAACAUAAAAACUCAAAUCUCAAGUAUAUCUUGUGCUUGAAUAGAGUAGCCUACAGCCUAUGUAAAAUUGUUUUUAAACCAAGUCCAUAUUCUGAUAUCCCAAAAGUAAGGAAAGUCAGCACACAGAUUAAUUAUGCAGCUUAAAACAGAGAAUUAUAUAUUUGCCUUUCUCCCCCAACAUAUAUAAUCUUUUAUUGUUUGAAUUAUCACUCCUCAUUUUAUCCAUUUCCUAUCUCCAGGUCACAUACCUGAAUGACAUAAAAUGAGUAACCAUCGCUUACAGAAAGGGCCUUAUGACAAUUAUACAGUGGAGAAAGAAACUCACAUAAAUAUAUUACUAAUAUUAUUUUAUGGGCCCCUCCAUCUUUCUAAGAAAACCCAGUGAAGCUGAAAUGUGUAACCCGCCCCCCCCGGAACAUGAGUUGAUGGAAAAGCCCACAACCAGGAGCGAGGAAUGUUGGAAUUGAGUUGUCAAACCGUCCUGAUGUCUUGUACAAACCGAACAGGCCAAUUUACUGCUACACUGCAUAGGCUGAAGGCUCCUAUCUCUCCUUUUCAGUGCUUCCUCCUAGUGAGAUGGUCCUGCUGGACCGCAGGCUCCCUCCUUAGCAGCUUUUCAGCUCCUCUUAGAUUUUUUCUAUCAGCCUAUCCUAGGUAACAGCACCGUGUUAAUCCUUACUUUGUGACCAGCGUGCUUGACUAGGGAGGGGAGAGGCUCUUGCCCAGCAAUCUGAAAGCAGCAGCUUUCUGUAUUCGGUGAUAUUUUGAAUCCUAGUGGUGAUUUGAUUUCCACGUGUUCCCCUUUGUAGUUCCAACUCCUGGCUUUCAGGAGGAAAACAGGCAAGCUUUUAGAAAAAAUUGACAACUUCUCCCACACAACCCCUGAGUUUCUUUGCCUAUUACUAAUCUCUGAGCGUGGGGGCUGCUUUGAAACUCAGCUGUUCUGGUUCUACCCUCCAGGUGGCAGCGGUGCCACACCACACCGCAGAGGCUCCGCUCCCCUCUUCCCUGACUUCAAGUGUUAAUGCAAUUGACCAAUCAGUGCUAAGAUGAUGGGAGGUAAUUGGGUAAUUGUAUUUCACUGAUCACAAGCAGAGAAAGGGAAAGGAAUAGGGGAAAGAAAGAGGGGCAGAGGAGGAAAGGGGACUGCAGUCCGAGAGGAGAUUUUUGGAGCCAGCACCCCAAACGUCGGGACGUGGCAUUAGCCGAGAGAAAGCUUAGCCUGCCAAGGUCUGCUGCCGGCACACGGAGCGCAUUUAUUUAUUGGAGGGGAAAGGAGGGGAGAGAGGAGCGGGAGGGGGAGGAAGAGAGUUAAAGCCUAAGUCGAUGGAAGGGGACCGGGGUUUCUGCCGCGCAGGGACCCCUGAGCCAGGGCGAUGGCGCUAAGGACGGCGCGGAGCAGCUGCGCUCCCGGGAACGCGUCUCCUCGCAGAGGACCAGCCGCCGUCGGGAAGAUCUACGCGGAGAGGAACCAACUUGUGGCUCCAAAAUGUACCCGACGCAGCUGGAAAUGAGAUCAAAGCUGCAGUUUCAUUUGAGGAGGAUGAGAGGAGCCAGCGAAUAGGAAUUUUUUUUUUUUUUUUUUUUGGUAUCUCCUUGUUCCAUUUUCUAUUUUCUUCCUCAUUGCUAUUAUUUUUUAAUUUGCCUACCACCCGGUCGGUCCCCUCACUUCGCCCUCCCCAUUUAAAAUAAAAGCCCAGUUUGAACUUCUUUCGCCGCGGCGUCCCCGCAUCCGCUGCCCGCUGAUGGAGGAGAAGGGGACCUGGGGGCUGGCAGGGGCCACCAGCGAGGGACCGCGUCACGCGUCUCCCCCGUGAUCCCGGCCCUGAUCGCCGAGUCCUGCAACACCUGGAGGAUCUGGACUGGGUGCCGGGGGUGGGGGCGGGGACAGAGGAAGCGAAAGCCACCCUGAGCCUUAGGAAAAAAAAGAGGAAAAAAGUAGCGGGGGGAGGAAUGGGUUUCUUCUUGACAGCUGACGGAGCCUUGAAAUUUUCCUCCACUACCCCCGCCCCCGCCCCCCGCACUCCAUUUAACGUGAGAUUAUGAAAUUGCAGAGGCGGUGUGGGGAAGGAGACAGGAUAUAGCAGGGAGUUUGGAGGGAGAGGGGAACGUGGCUGGCCGGGUAGCUGAAAUCAAAAAUCCAAUUGCGCACUGGGUUGUGAUGAGAAAUCUAAUCAGAUCUUUGGAAAAGGGGCCGGCCGGAAGGGUGGCGAGUAGGGGGAGUUGAUCCCGAAAUUCUGUGACGGGGGGUGGGGGGCUAGGGAGAGGAAUCGACGAUGUAAAAGGAGACUUUUUUUGGUGGCAGUGGCGGUUGGGUGCCUUGCAAAAAUGAAGGAUGCAGGACGCAGCUCUCUCUUGGAACCGAACGCAGUGGAUAAACUGAUCGUGCAAGAGAGAAGGAAGAACGAAGCUUUUUCUUCUGAGACCUGGAUCUUAACACAAAUGUGUAUAUGUGCACACAGCGAGCGUUGAAAAAUGAAAUAAACCAGUGUCAGACCCGCGGGGGUUGGUGUGUUCUGACAUAAAUAAAUAAUAAUCAGACAGCUGCCCCCCUCCCCCCAAAGGAUGAUUGGAAAUGGAGAACCGAGGAUCCACAAAGAAAAAGUAUGUUCAUUUUUCUCUCUAAAGGAGAAAGUGAGCCAAGGAGAUAUUUUUGCAAUGAAAAGUUUGGGGCUUUUUUAGGAAAGUAAAGACCUGAUAUGCUGCUGUUUUCUUUUCUUUUUGAAUUUCCCACAAGAGGAGAGGAAAUUAAUAAUACAUCUGCAAAGAAAUUUCGGAGAAGAAAAGUUAACCGCGGCGGAAUGAGGCAUUGAUUGGGGGAGAGAAACCAGCAGAGCACAGUUGGAUUUGUGCCUAUGUUGACUAGAAUUGACGGAUAAUUGCAGUUGGAUUUUUCUUCAUCAACCUUCUUUUUUUCCUUUUUUUUUUUUUUUCCUUUUGGUGUCAAGAUCAUGCGUUUUUGCUUGUUCUUAAUCACCUGGAUUGCCAUCUGGAUGUUGCUGUGAUCAGUCUGAAAUACAACCCCUGCCUUCUUUGCACCGCCUCCCCCUGGCUAGUCUACUGUGGAGCCGUUUUUGUUGGAGUCAACCAGGUACCCUCGGAGGAAGGCUGCCCAGACUAUUUGAACUCCUGAAGGACCAACACCAGAUAAAUUAUGAAUGUUGAACAAGAUGACCUUACAUCCACAGCAGAUAAUGAUAGGUCCUAGGUUUAACAGGGCCUUAUUUGACCCCCUGCUUGUGGUGCUGCUGGCUCUUCAACUUCUUGUGGUGGCUGGUCUGGUGCGGGCUCAAACCUGCCCUUCCGUCUGCUCCUGCAGCAACCAGUUCAGCAAGGUGAUCUGCGUUCGGAAAAACCUCCGCGAGGUUCCGGAUGGCAUCUCCACCAACACUCGGCUGCUGAACCUCCAUGAGAACCAAAUCCAGAUCAUCAAAGUGAACAGCUUCAAGCACUUGAGGCACCUGGAAAUCCUACAGUUGAGUAGGAAUCAUAUUAGAACAAUUGAAAUUGGGGCCUUCAAUGGUCUGGCGAACCUCAACACUCUGGAACUCUUUGACAAUCGUCUUACUACCAUCCCGAAUGGAGCUUUUGUAUACUUGUCUAAACUGAAGGAGCUCUGGUUGCGAAACAACCCCAUUGAAAGCAUCCCUUCUUAUGCUUUUAACAGAAUCCCUUCUUUGCGCCGACUAGACUUAGGGGAAUUGAAAAGGCUUUCAUACAUCUCAGAAGGUGCCUUUGAAGGUCUGUCCAACUUGAGAUAUUUGAACCUUGCCAUGUGCAACCUCCGGGAAAUCCCUAAUCUUACGCCGCUCGUAAAACUCGAUGAGCUGGAUCUUUCUGGGAAUCAUUUGUCUGCCAUCAGGCCUGGCUCUUUCCAGGGACUGAUGCACCUUCAAAAACUGUGGAUGAUACAGUCUCAGAUUCAAGUGAUUGAACGGAAUGCCUUUGAUAACCUUCAGUCUCUCGUGGAGAUAAACCUGGCACACAACAAUCUAACAUUACUGCCUCAUGACCUCUUCACACCCUUGCAUCAUCUAGAGAGGAUACACUUACAUCACAACCCUUGGAACUGCAAUUGUGACAUACUGUGGCUCAGCUGGUGGAUAAAAGACAUGGCCCCCUCCAACACAGCUUGUUGUGCCCGAUGUAACACUCCUCCCAAUCUGAAAGGGAGGUACAUAGGGGAGCUUGACCAGAAUUAUUUCACUUGCUACGCUCCUGUGAUUGUGGAGCCCCCUGCAGACCUCAAUGUCACUGAAGGCAUGGCAGCUGAGCUGAAAUGUCGGGCCUCCACGUCCCUGACCUCUGUAUCUUGGAUUACUCCAAAUGGAACAGUCAUGACACAUGGUGCAUACAAAGUGCGGAUAGCUGUGCUCAGUGACGGCACGUUAAAUUUCACGAAUGUAACCGUGCAAGAUACAGGCAUGUACACAUGUAUGGUGAGUAAUUCUGUUGGAAAUACCACUGCUUCAGCUACCCUGAAUGUGACUGCAGCAACCACUACUCCCUUCUCUUACUUUUCAACCGUCACAGUAGAGACUAUGGAACCUUCUCAGGAUGAGGCAAGGACCACAGAUAACAACGUGGGCCCCACUCCAGUGAUUGACUGGGAGACCACCAACGUGACCACCUCUCUCACGCCACAGAGCACAAGGUCGACAGAAAAAACAUUCACCAUCCCAGUGACUGAUAUAAACAGUGGGAUCCCGGGAAUUGAUGAGGUCAUGAAGACUACCAAAAUCAUCAUUGGCUGUUUCGUGGCCAUCACACUUAUGGCUGCAGUGAUGCUGGUCAUUUUCUACAAGAUGAGGAAGCAGCACCACCGGCAAAACCAUCACGCCCCAACAAGGACUGUUGAAAUCAUUAAUGUGGAUGAUGAGAUUACGGGAGACACACCCAUGGAAAGUCACCUGCCCAUGCCUGCUAUCGAGCAUGAGCACCUAAAUCACUAUAACUCCUACAAAUCUCCCUUCAACCACACAACAACAGUUAACACAAUAAAUUCAAUACACAGUUCAGUGCAUGAACCGUUAUUGAUCCGAAUGAACUCUAAAGACAAUGUACAAGAGACUCAAAUCUAAAACAUUUACAGAGUUACAGAAAACAAACAAUCAAAAAAAAGACAGUUUGUUAAAAAUGACACAAAUGACUGGGCUAAAUCUACUGUUUCAAAAAAGUGUCUUUACAAAAAAAACAAAAAAGAAAAGAAAUUUAUUUAUUAAAAAUUCUAUUGUGAUCUAAAGCAGACAAAAUGAUGUGUAUUCCUCAGAACCUGUUUUUGCUGCACUUAUUUACUAUUUUCCCACAUCUCGUCCCUACCUUCCCUGAUUGCCAUAUUUUUCAUAGGAGAUCUCAAUUCCCUGAAGAACUGGUCUAGGAAAUUUUGUAAGAAUUCUGUUAUACUUUAAGAUUUUUAUGGUGAAUUCUAGUGGUGAGAUCCAGUCUAUUUUGUCUUUAUUUUUUUUCCUCCUUUCUUUUUUUCCCCCUCAUGCCCUUAUGAAAUAGUCCAAUGGGGAAUGCAAUAUUAGAAAUAGAUUUUUAAGAAAGAACGAGGAAAAAAAAUGCAAGAUCUUAUAUUUUUCAUGUAAUGACCUGUUCUGUAUUUAUGAGGAGGACCAUUCAAUGGAAAAGAAAAAAAGUAAGCAAACAACAGAUUAAUUUACAUAUGAGCAUCUAUAAAACCCAUGAUCUUUUAAACGACUCUAGAACCAGAAUUUGUAGUUCAAAAGCUAAAAAUAAGAUUAUAAAUAAAAUAUUGUUGGUUUUUCUGUA